Messenger RNA from Ziziphus jujuba (common jujube), 3310 nucleotides. Its product is annotated as disease resistance protein RPM1-like. The transcript is spliced from 3 exons. NCBI's taxonomy places the organism in Eukaryota, Viridiplantae, Streptophyta, Magnoliopsida, Rosales, Rhamnaceae. Gene Ontology annotation, biological process: defense response to other organism. Gene Ontology annotation, molecular function: ADP binding. The record is from RefSeq and is a predicted model, not a curated record. The coding region runs from base 1454 to 2806 and encodes 450 amino acids.
AUCCCUAAAUUUAUUGAAAUCAAUAACCGUUGGGACAAAAUACCAGUUCUGUUAAUAUUGGUAACAGAAAAAGCACACGUGAGAUGCACGUGCCCAUUUGACAGGGGCAGUGAAAGUCAUUUGCACGUCCUCCUCUGUUCCACGCAUUGUAUUUCUGUUUCCGAAGAGAAUUUGGGGGAAAACAAUUGGGGUUUUGAUUAUAGAGAGUGAUAGAUUGAUUAGAGAAGCAAAUGAAAGUUUAUUUCUUUCUUUUCAAUGGAAUCUCACGAAGUUGUUAGGGAGAAAGAUCAAAGCACAUACCAGACAAGCAAAUUGAAGCUUAUUCCUGGUUUGAUGGAAACCUUGCGAAGCUGUUAAUGAGAAAAUUCAGCCCAUAGAUCAAAUUCUGAAAAACAAUGGGCUUGCCAUCGAGAAGAGUGAGACUCAGACAUAUUUUUCUCCUACUCCAUAUCAGUUUUCAAGCUAUUAAUUGUCUUUAUUUUAGUUAUUGAAUGUAGAGAUCAUGACGUCAAAUGUUGAUAUAAAGGAGGAUUCCAGAGGAGGACCUGUCCAAAAAGCCAAGAUUGAGAUAUUACUUGGUAAGACGGCAAACUUCGACAAGUUGAUGGGUGCUGCUGUGGCGGAAAGGGAAGCUGCAGCAGAUGGCGAUGUGCAGAGCUGAAAGAAAAAUUUUCCUGGCAUUCGGCACCCCUUCCACUAUGUUUUGUUUUGAAUUAUGUACUCUAAAAUGAGUUACGUAGAAUAAAUUUUGCGAGAAUGAAUUAUCCAAAGCAUAGAUUGUGUUGCAAUGUAUUAUCCUAAUCGUUUUUUUCCCAAAUUUUCUCCUCUUUGGAAACAGGAAUACAAUGUCAGGAACAGAGGAGGACGUGCAAAUGACUUUCACUGCCCAUGUCAAAUGGGCAUGUGCAUCUCACGUGCUUUUUCUGUUACCAUUAUUAACAGAGUUGGUAUUUUGUCCUAACGGUGAUUGAUUUUAAUGAGUUUAGGGAUUUAAUUGUUAAAAAAAAUAGUUUAGGGACCAAAAGUGUCACAAACUACAUAGUUUGAGGACCUCGUGUAAUAAUAUCCCUUUUUAGAAUUAAAACAAAAGAUUAUAACAAUUCGAGGGAGGACAAACCGAACAGUUUGAAAUUUGGAUGCUUAGCAAUGACGCAAAGUCAAGAUAAAGAAUGAUUCGACCGAAGAAGCUCAAAUGCACCAACCAAACAAGGAAAGCUCCCAAAGAACACAAAAAGCAAAAAAGAGGUUGUUGAAGAAACAAGAAAUGGCGGAAAGUGUGGGAGAUUGCUUAUGAUACAGAAGACCUACUUGAUGAAUCCAGCUUCGUCUUCAGCAUCACAGAGGAAAUGGGCUUUAUGGAUAUUUGUCAAAGAUCGCAUGGACUAUCAAGAACUUGAAAGUUCGCCAUUGAUUUGCUUCUGAACUGCGAGGUGUCAAAUCCAGAUUAACCAAUAUGUCAGAUGGGCAUCAGAGAUACCGCUACAGAUUGAAUAUCCCUGUGAAAGACUCAACCGUUACUCCACCUAGCUAUUACAAGGCUUGGUAUGAGCUUCGAAGGGAUGCAGUGCUGAUUGAUGAAGGUCAGCUAGUUGGAAUUGAGACUCCAAAAGAGGAACUGAUCAAAAGGGUUCUUGGGUUUGAAUCCGAACUCCAAGCCAUUGCGGUGGUAGGAAUGGGAGGUUUGGGCAAAACCACCCUUGUGAGUAAAGUUUACCAUGAUGAUGAACUGAGGAAAGAGUUCCAACACCAUGUCUGGAUCACUGUUUCUCAAUCAUUCAAGUUGGAUGAGAUUCUAAGAGACAUAAUCCAACAACUGUUUGAUGAAACCAAACAACCUCUUCCUCAUGGAGCAGAUUCCACAGACAGCAGCAAGCUUAAGAGAAUCAUUGUUGAUUUUCUUCUUGGAAAAAGAUAUCUGAUCGUCUUGGAUGACGUGUGGCAUAUGGAUGGUUGGGAUGCUCUCAAAUAUGCAUUUCCUGAAAGCAACUGUGGCAGCAGAUUAAUGCUUACAACUCGAAGUUCUGAGGUAGCUUCUACUUGUACCAAUGAGUCUGGAGGUAUGAUUUAUGAUCUGAAGCCUUUGUCUUUUGAAGAAUCAUGGACUCUUUUCUGUAGAAAAACCUUUCUGGAAAAGCCGUGCCCCACUCGUUUGCAGAAAAUUUGUCAAAAUAUUUUGAAAAGAUGUGAAGGGUUGCCUCUAGCAAUUGUUGCAAUUGGUGGUAUGUUGGCCAUGAAAGAUAAAAUUAGAAUCGAUGAAUGGGAAAUGGUUGAACGCAGUUUAAGGACUGAGUUAGAAGGCAAUGACAAACUCAGUGGUAUGAAAUCCAUACUUUCACUUAGUUUCAAUGAUUUGCCUUACCAUUUGAAAUAUUGUUUCCUGUACCUAAGCAUAUUCCCUGAGGAUUAUUUGAUUGAAAGGACAAAGUUGAUUAGAUUAUGGAUUGCUGAAGGUUUUGUACUAGUAAAGGAAAGCAGAACAGUUGAAGAAGUGGGGGAGUAUUAUUUUAAUGAGCUUGUCAAUAGAAGUUUGAUCCAAGUAAUUGAGAAGUAUGAUGAUGGAAGGAUAAGAAGAUGUCGAGUUCAUGAUCUUCUGCGCGAAAUUAUUCUUCGCAAGUCGUUGGAUCAGAACUUUAUGGCAAUAACAAGUGAAGAAAAUAGAAGUUUGCCAGAAAGAGUUCGACGUCUGUCAGCUCAUAGAACAUUGGAAAAUAUACAUCCAGAUCACAACUUCUCUAGACUUCGUUCCUUGUUUCUUUUUGGGGGUGGAGGAUCAUUCUGUUUCUGCGUUUUCCUCAUUUGCAAAUAGAGGGUUAAGGCUUCUAAAGGUGUUGGAUUGCAGGGGUGUACCUUUGGAUACACUUCCAAUGGAUAUUGGCAAACUAAACAAUCUGAGGUAUCUAAAUUUGAGAGAUACCAAUGUGAAAUCCAUUCCAUGCUCUAUUGGGAAUCUACAAAACCUUGAAACAUUGGAUCUUAGAAACACUUAUGUUGAAGAACUACCUGUUGAAAUAUUAAAACUCCAUCGACUUCGUCAUAUCCUAGUCCAUCGCGUCAUCAAGGAAUUCUCCAUAUCUUUUGAAGUUGUUGGUUUCAAGACACUAGCAGGGAUAGAAGCUUUGUCAUCGUUGCAAAGUCUUUGUUUCAUUGAGGCAAAUCAAGGUGAUGCUGACUUAAUGAAAUCCUUGGGAAAACUUAAAGAACUGAGGAGGUUAGGCGUUGGUCGAUUAAGAGCCGAAGAUGGAAUUGCCUUAUCCUCAUCCAUUGAGAAGUUAAGGUUCCUUCGUUCAUUGUCCAUAAUUUCAAGUGAAGC